GUCCGGGGGCGGGCACAGGGCGCCGAGUUUCCAGCACAGCUGGAGCCGCCCCGGGGAGAGGGGGGCCCUGGCUCCCCAGGGUCCCGCAGCGGGAGGCCCCGUUCCAUUGGGGUCCGCUGGCGCCGCCGGGGUGGAAGCCCCGGGCCAUGGUAGUGCGGAGAGGGCAGACACCGACCAGGCCUCUCGGCCGCUGCUCCUGAUACCGGGCCCGGUGUCACGCGUGGGGCGGGGGAAGCCCCUGUGUGGAUCACUGAGCCCCGUGUGCGUGCACGCCACCCACCCGUCUGUGCAGUAGGGAUAAUAAUGUUCGCUAAAGACUGAACGAUAAUGUAUGAAAAGUGCUUUGAAAUGUCAAAUGUAUUUGUAAUGGCUAAGCAUUAUGGGUUAAUUUUAAGAUCGUUUCAAAAGCAUCCCCUCCUGCAGCUUUCAGUAGAAGGGACAAAUAACUGCUUGGAUACAACACUCUCCUAAAUAUGAAGUUUUUUAAUAUGCUUCUCAGAAGCAUUGUGAGACGUUCGGUUUUUCCGUUUGCUAUGCAGAAUGGGUCAAAAAAAGAUUUGUUUUUAACAACUCCCCAGAGGUCAUUUCCAUGUAGAACACUGAUUUUGUCUCCUGCCCUGAAGAAGCAGAUUUCAUCCAGCCCCACUGAGAAGCUAGAUUUGGAUGGGUGGAAAAAUGUCAUGAGAUCUGGAAUGCAAGAGGAAGUCGGUGAGGCAUCUGAGAGUGAGGAAGAUUCUACUUUAGCUGCCACAAGGGAACUUGUGGAGAUGUGGAGGCUAGCUGGCAAAACUGUUCCAGAAAAUAUCAGUGAAGAAGAGAUAAAGACCCUUAUGGAAUGUUCCACUAAGUCAUCCAAAAAGAAGUAUUUAAGAUACUUAGCUGUCAAAGAAAAAGUGAAGAAAGCUAAUAAAGUAAAGCAGGAAAAGCAAAAGGAAGCAAAGAGGGAAAGGCUGGAAAAGGCUAAAAAAAAUGAUACUGGUGAGCUGAAGAAUACUUUCUUAUUACAGUUUUGGUCCAAGUCUAUGGAUAAGAUGUAUAACUGGAGGACUGCUCAGGCUAUGAUCUUUGGCCAGCCUCUAGUAUUUGACAUGGCUUACGAAAAUUACAUGUCACGUAGAGAAAUGGAGAACACAGUGAAUCAGCUAAUGGAGACCGAAGGUUGGAAUCGAAGAGCUGUGGAUCCUUUUCACUUACAUUUCUGUAAUGUCAAAGUAGAUGGCCCAUAUCAUAAAGAAUUUGUCAAGCGCUAUGGAGAGGCAUGGGACAAUUUACUUGUGACUGUGACAGAACAGUCUCACACAGAUGUCUUUCCAAGCGACAAGCUCAUCUACUUAACUGCUGACUCUCCCAAUGUAAUGAAGAAGUUUGAGCAUGAUAAAAUUUAUAUAGUUGGAUCAAUGGUUGACAGGAAUAUACAGACUGGAAUCUCUCUUGCACAUGCAAAACGCUUGAAAUUAACAACUGAACGUCUUCCACUGGAGAGGUACUUGAAGUGGGAAACUGGUGCCAAAAAUCUCACAUUGGACCAAAUGAUUCGUAUUUUAUUAACUUUAAAAGAUACUGGAGAUUGGCUGGAGGCGCUGAAAUUCGUUCCAAAAAGAAAAUAUGAAGCUUUUGUAGAUACAUCCUUCUAUUCAAAGCAUAAAACUGAUACAGGGAGAAGAACAAAGGUGUUUGAAUUUAGCAAUAGUCAGGAAAAAGUAAAGAAGCCCUUUGUAGAGAAUUCCUUCAGGAAGCAAACACAGAAAAAAUGGUGGAUAGCUGAAGAAUCUUAAGGGCAAACUAUACUGUUAAUAGGCUUAAAUUUCCAUUGACUUCUGUGGGAAUUUGAUGAAAAAAACUGAAGGGUAAAAGAGUAACUAGAACUGCUGUCUGAUAUGGGUUUUUUAUAACCUUUGUAUUGCAGUUAUUUAAACAGAAGCUUAACAGGCUUGUUCCCUCCCCAUCCCCCCCCCCAAAAAAAAAUCCAUGAGGAAAAGCUGUGAUGAUCAAAUCUACAAAUUGCACCAUAAGAAAGAAUGUAAUUAAAUUGAAUAAAACUGUGGUGGAUAUAACUUCAUUUAAACCCUUACUUGUUUAACACCAAAUGCUGUAAUGUGGUUGAUUAGUUCAUGGACUGAAAUAUGGUAAAUAUAGACACUGUAAGAGGCUAGCUGGAUACUAUUAAUCUAGUGGAUGUACUACAAAUGCCUUAGUAAAUAUUUGCAGACCUUAGCCUUUCUAUUCGUUUACAACACUAAUAAUGUCUUGAAUGCUGAUCUUAGAAUGUAGCUGAUUUGCCCACUGGCUCUUACCCCAGUGAAUAAGUUGUGGUUUUGUUUUCUGA
Molecule: messenger RNA, 2326 nt
Organism: Caretta caretta (loggerhead turtle)
Lineage: Eukaryota; Metazoa; Chordata; Testudines; Cheloniidae
Gene: TRMT10C
Product: tRNA methyltransferase 10C, mitochondrial RNase P subunit
Biological process (GO): positive regulation of mitochondrial translation; mitochondrial tRNA 5'-end processing
Cellular component (GO): mitochondrion; nucleoplasm; nucleus
Molecular function (GO): tRNA binding
Source: RefSeq, a predicted model, not a curated record